Molecule: messenger RNA, 324 nt
Organism: Penicillium malachiteum
Lineage: Eukaryota; Fungi; Ascomycota; Eurotiomycetes; Eurotiales; Aspergillaceae
Product: DUF4267 domain-containing protein
Exons: 1
Coding region: 1-324 (107 amino acids)
Source: RefSeq, a predicted model, not a curated record
AUGAACGUUUUGGUUUACCUCUCACCGGAUCCUACUACAUCCUCCAACUUGAAAGAAAAGCCAUCAAGACUUGGUACUGCCUCCCCCUUCAUUUAUCUAAAAGGGAUCCGUGAGAUUACUUGGGGCUUAAACUUCCUCGCUCUACAAUAUUAUCAGCAAGACUUCGCUAUUACGAUCUUCGCUGGUGUUGUAUCCUUGGCUGAGCUGGGUGAUGGAUGGACGGUCUGGGCAAAUGGGGGCGAGAGGCUGAAAAUGAAGGCUUUUGGUCACUUGGCUGUGGACCUUGGAACUGCAGCGUGGUUCCUUUGGAGGGCAUUACAAUGA